Molecule: messenger RNA, 1937 nt
Organism: Medicago truncatula (barrel medic)
Lineage: Eukaryota; Viridiplantae; Streptophyta; Magnoliopsida; Fabales; Fabaceae
Product: elongation factor Tu, chloroplastic
Exons: 2
Coding region: 140-1609 (489 amino acids)
Biological process (GO): mitochondrial translational elongation
Cellular component (GO): mitochondrion
Molecular function (GO): translation elongation factor activity; GTP binding; GTPase activity
Source: RefSeq, a predicted model, not a curated record
UCAUUUCGAUAAGAAGAGGUUCUCAUUUCUUCUUCAUCCACACAAUACAAAUUCCUCCCUCAUCUCUACUUCUAUUCAUUCCAAAACCAAAAGAGAGGAUAACAAAACAAAUCCUCUUCUCUUCACUCUCAAUUCAACUAUGGCAAUUUCAAUUUCUUCUUCUUCUUCCACCAAACUCAAACUCUCAUCACCCUACCCACCACACACUCACACCUUCACCACUUCCUCUUCCGCUUCCAUUUCCAACCCCUCCACCACUCAUCGUCCCAAACUAACCCUAACUCACCUCUCCUCCUCCUUCCUCAACCCCUCCACAAUCCUCCACCUCACCCCUUCCUCCAAACCCACCCCCACUCGCUCCUCCCCUUUCACCGUCCGUGCCGCCCGUGGCAAAUUCGAGCGCAAAAAGCCUCAUCUCAACAUUGGAACCAUCGGCCAUGUCGACCAUGGCAAAACCACUUUAACCGCUGCUCUUACUAUGGCUCUCGCUUCUCUAGGUAACAGCGCCCCUAAAAAAUACGAUGAAAUUGACGCUGCUCCUGAAGAACGUGCUCGUGGUAUUACAAUUAAUACUGCUACUGUUGAAUAUGAGACUGAAACUCGUCAUUAUGCUCAUGUUGAUUGUCCCGGUCACGCUGAUUAUGUCAAGAAUAUGAUUACCGGUGCUGCUCAGAUGGACGGCGCUAUUCUUGUUGUCUCCGGUGCCGAUGGUCCUAUGCCUCAAACCAAAGAACACAUCCUUCUCGCCAAGCAGGUUGGUGUUCCGAGUGUGGUUGUUUUCUUGAACAAGCAGGACCAAGUGGAUGAUGAGGAGCUUCUUGAACUUGUUGAGCUUGAAGUUCGGGAGCUUCUAUCGUCUUACGAGUUUCCUGGAGAUGACAUUCCGAUUGUUUCUGGUUCAGCGCUAUUGGCGUUGGAAGCGUUAGUGGCGAACCCUACUAUUAAACGUGGUGAUAAUGAGUGGGUGGAUAAGAUUUAUAAACUUAUGGAUGAAGUUGACAACUAUAUACCAAUCCCUCAAAGACAAACGGAACUCCCCUUUUUGCUAGCUAUUGAGGAUGUGUUUUCAAUCACUGGUCGUGGAACAGUUGCCACCGGAAGAAUUGAAAGGGGGCUUGUUAAGGUUGGUGAUGUAGUUGACCUUGUUGGUUUGAGGGAAACGAGGAGCACUACAGUGACGGGAGUGGAAAUGUUUCAGAAGAUUUUGGACGAUGCUAUGGCUGGUGAUAAUGUGGGUUUGUUGCUGAGAGGUGUUCAGAAGAUUGAUAUUCAAAGAGGGAUGGUUUUGGCUAAGCCUGGAACUAUUACUCCUCACUCUAAGUUUGAAUGUAUUGUGUAUGUUUUGAAGAAGGAAGAAGGUGGAAGACAUUCACCUUUCUUUGCUGGUUAUAGGCCUCAGUUUUACAUGAGAACUACAGAUGUUACCGGAAAAGUUACAUCUAUCAUGAAUGACAAGGAUGAGGAGUCGAAGAUGGUGAUGCCCGGUGAUCGUGUUAAGAUGGUGGUUGAACUCAUUGUCCCUGUGGCUAUUGAACAAGGAAUGAGGUUUGCUAUUAGAGAAGGAGGGAAGACCGUUGGAGCUGGUGUUAUCGGAGCUAUCAUUGAGUGAAUGAAGAUUACUAUCCAGUUGCUGCAUCAUCACUCUUCAAAUGGAGUUUCUUUUUAUUUAUUUAUUUUUGAUGCAAUCAAUUAAUUGACUUUUGCCCUUCAUACAACUUGUCUGCGGUAAUUUUAUAGGGUUAAAUUUAACUUUCGGAUUGUCUUUAGUCGAAUUGGAUACUAUUUUUCCAUCGGGAUGUUUUGUAAGUUGUUGUUGUUACCUGCUUAUACUUGUUUGUUCUCUUAUUGUUGAGUUCCUUAAAUUGCAUCAAUGAUGAGAUUGUGUUGAGGGAUCAACUGUUACAGUUUUACCCUUCAUUAGAUAUAGUUGAAUGUCA